GAGCCCGUGGUGCUGACAGACACCAAUCUGGUUUAUCCUGCUCUGAAAUGGGACCUGGACUACCUCCAGGAAAACAUUGGCAAUGGGGACUUCUCAGUGUACAGUGCAAGCACACACAAGUUCUUGUACUACGACGAGAAGAAGAUGGCCAAUUUUAAGAACUUCAAACCCAAAUCGAGCAGGGAAGAGAUGAAGUUUACUGAGUUUGUGGACAGACUCAAAGAAAUACAACAAAAAGGGAGUGCCGAGAGGCUAUAUCUGCAACAAACCCUGAAUGACACAGUUGGAAGGAAGAUUGUGGUGGAUUUCCUUGGUUUCAACUGGAACUGGAUUAACAAACAGCAAGGGAAACGUGGCUGGGGUCAGCUGACUUCUAACUUGCUUCUUAUUGGCAUGGAAGGGCAUGUGACACCAGCUCAUUAUGAUGAGCAGCAGAACUUCUUCGCUCAGAUUAAGGGCUACAAGAGGUGUAUCCUCUUCCCUCCUGAUCAGUUUGAAUGCCUCUACCCUUACCCUGUGCACCACCCGUGCGACAGACAGAGCCAGGUGGACUUUGACAAUCCUGACUAUGAGAAGUUUCCAAACUUCAGGAGCGUGGUUGGCUACGAGACGGUGGUGGGCCCGGGGGAUGUGCUCUACAUACCUAUGUACUGGUGGCACCACAUCGAGUCUCUCCUGAAUGGGGGGAUUACCAUCACUGUGAACUUUUGGUACAAGGGUGCCCCAACCCCAAAGAGAAUUGAAUAUCCUUUAAAGGCUCAUCAGAAAGUGGCGAUAAUGAGGAACAUUGAGAAGAUGUUGGGAGAAGCCUUAGGAAAUCCACAAGAGGUGGGUCCCUUGUUGAAUAUGAUGAUUAAGGGCCGGUAUGACUAAUGCCUGGCUGCCCGGGUGACUGAUGUUGGAGCUGCUUUGUUCACAAGCAAUGGAAGAUACUGAGAGCUAGUAUUGCACGCAGCACUUAACAGACUGAUGGGUUUCCUGGCCCAUCCCUGCCCCACUAUAAUAAAGGGGGCUUCUGGAACUGCAAAACCGUUAGUACCCCAUUCAUCCUCCACUCUCAUCUAACCAAACCUCCCAAGAAAGAGUCUGCACUUACUGGAAGCUGGAUUCAUGCUCACUAACUUGGGUUUUUUUUUGUCCUUCUGCCCUGUUUGCCUCAACAAAGAGCGUGGCUUCUGCCACUUGGAUGCAUUACUUCAGGAUUUUCAGGCAUUUGAGAAGAGCUUGGCGGAGAACAAGGAGAGAUCUUGUUUCAUCAGCCUCUGGAGUUUGGACUUCCUGGCUGGGGUUGUGUGUUGGUGCCUGCAGUGGACUUGAGAUGGGAAACGAUAGGUUUCACAGUCCUCUGUUGUUAGAGGACCUAUCCGUGCUCAACUGUGGCACCUCUUUGUGUAACAGAAUUGAACAUGUGAGAUGGGCUGUGCAUG
Messenger RNA from Merops nubicus (carmine bee-eater), 1427 nucleotides. It is a transcript of the gene HIF1AN, whose product is annotated as hypoxia inducible factor 1, alpha subunit inhibitor. The transcript has 7 exons. Gene Ontology annotation, molecular function: [protein]-asparagine 3-dioxygenase activity; ankyrin repeat binding; peptidyl-histidine dioxygenase activity. Lineage: Eukaryota; Metazoa; Chordata; Aves; Coraciiformes; Meropidae. The annotation marks the transcript as partial. The record is from RefSeq and is a predicted model, not a curated record. Gene Ontology annotation, biological process: negative regulation of Notch signaling pathway; peptidyl-aspartic acid hydroxylation. Gene Ontology annotation, cellular component: nucleus; cytoplasm.